GUAAAAAUUAGAAAUAAUCCAUUUAUUGUCCCCCUGGUUGUUGUGGAUGGUAAACUGAACCGGGGAAAUAGCACCGCCCCCUUCUCCAAUCACAUGUAUUAAAACGAGCGCUCCCAAGAGGACUGACUGUGACGCCGUGCGAGACUUGAGUAAAUAACAGACACUGAAACCUGAAGGAUUCACAAGAAAACUUCCUUCGGAAGAGCUGACUGCUCCUGUCUCCUGAAUACAGGCACGUUGUUGUAAAGUUCAGGAAGAAUGUCCAAUCUAUGUUGUCUGCUGACCGCUGAAAAAGAUUCAGUUCCUCUGAAGAGCAUUGAUGUUCUGCUGGAGGUGAAGGACCACGUAGCUACCCUGGUCUCCACUCUGAACUUCGAGAAUAAGGAGGACAAACCUCUGGAGACAGUUUUUGUCUUCCCUCUGCCUGGAGAUGCUGCUGUGUGUCAUUUCAGUGCUCAGAUUGGAGAAACACACAUUGUAGCUGAGGUGAAGGACAGACAGCAGGCUCGGCAGGUGUAUGACGACGCUGUGAGCUCUGGUCAGAAGGUAUUCGAAUUGGAGGAGAGUGAUGAGAGUCCAGAUAUCUUCUCUCUGACUGUGGGCAAUCUGCCUCCAGGAGAGAGCGCCUCCAUCAGGCUGGAGUACGUCACUGAGCUGGCUGUGCAGGCUGAUGAUGGGCUGAGGUUCUGUCUGCCUGUUGUUCUCAACCCUCGAUACCAACCUCAGGGUAGUGAAGGUCCCAGUGUCCAGGUGACCUCAGUUCCAGCCUCUCUGGUGCCCUACAGUCUGUCCUUUUUUGCCAGAGUGUCCUCUCCUCGUCCAAUCUCUAAAAUAGAGUCCAGUUGUCCUCUGGAGCCUCUUCAGUAUCUCAACGCUGAUCAAACUCAGGCCACGGUGAAGUUGGCUACAGGACACAAGGUUGACAGAGACAUUGAGCUACUGAUUUAUUACAAAGAUACCCACCGGCCCUCUGCUGUGGUGGAGGCAGGACAGGCCUCUGCCAAACCUGGCACUCUGAUGGGUGAGCCAGUGGUAAUGGUGAGCCUGUAUCCUGAAUUUCCUGAAUCUGUGAUGUCUAAUUUUAACUCCUGUGGAGAGUUUGUGUUCUUACUGGAUCGAUCGGGGAGCAUGGAUUUCCCGACAUAUUGUGGAAGUCGUCAGAGUCGCAUAGCCAGUGCCAAGGACACUCUGAUGCUCCUGUUGAAGAGUUUACCCAUGGGCUGCUAUUUCAAUAUUUAUGGUUUUGGAGAUCAUUACGAACAAGUUUUCCCUAAAAGCGCAAAGUACAAUCAGAAGAACCUUAAACGAGCUAUGAAAAAGGUUGAGGAGAUGGACGCUAAUCUGGGAGGAUCGGAGAUCCUGGAGCCUCUGCGACAAAUUUACAGACAGCCUUGUAUUCCUAAACAUCCCAGACAACUCUUCAUCUUCACUGAUGGUGAGGUGAAUUACACAAAAGCUGUUCUGGAUGAGGUGAAGGAAUACUCUGAAUUUCACAGGUGUUUCUCUUUUGGGAUUGGAGAAGAUGCCAGUUCUGAACUUAUCAAUGGGAUGGCCAGAGAGGGAGGAGGACACGCUCAGUUUAUUAUAGGGAAAGAAAGGAUGCAACCAAAAGUGAUGCAAUCCCUGAGAUUCGCCUUGCAGCCGCUCGUCACUGACAUUUCAUUGUCGUGGGAUUUACCCGAGGGUGUGUCUGCCACCGCUCUGUCUCCACCACUUACAGCACUUUUCCAGGGUCAGAGGUCAUUGAUUUUUGCUCAACUCACCAGAGAGUGUUCUGAAGCAGCUGAUGGGUGUUUGACAGUGAGGUUUACCACAGCGGGUCAUCCAUGUCAGAACCAGCUGCACUUCUCUCUACAGCCUGCAUGUGAUCUAGACUUUGACCUGAAAGAAGAUAUGCCAUUCACUUGCUCCACAAUCCACAGGCUGGCUGCUCGGACUCUCAUCCGCUCCCUGGAGCAGGAGCAAAGGGAGGACGGGAAGCUGGCUGAAGAAAUAGAGAAGGUGGUGGACCUCAGUGUCCAGUCUGGAGUCAGCAGCAUCUUCACCGCCUUCAUUGCCGUCGACAAAAGCAAUGGGGAACCUGUUCGAGGUCCGCUGAUCUACAGGGAGAAUCCUACAUACAUGCCGUUGCUUCGCGGCGGUUUGAUUGGUCUGAUGUUUGAUGAUUUACGGGCCGAUAAAAACAUUUUCAGACGCAUUUGCUCGUCUAUCAGAAAAAGAACAUCAGCUAGUAAGUUUGGAACAGCUUGGAAAAACAAUCUACUUUCAGCUUCCAGCUUCAAGAAGAGCCAAAGUGAAUCUAUUGAAAAUACAGGAGACUGUGGGCCCACAAAGCCAGCCAGAGAUCCACUGCUGGAGCUCGUUUCGCUGCAGGAUGCCUCUGGCUGCUGGCUGCUUGAUCCAUGUUUGGCUGCUGCUCUUGGAAAAAGCACAGAGGAGUUGGUAAAAACAAGGCCUUCAUCGGCCAAAAGGAAAGUGUGGGGCACCAUUUUGGCUCUAAUUUGGCUUCAUGGAUAUCAAAAGGAUGUGAAGGUUGAAUGGGAACUUCUUACUAUGAAGGCUGCAUCGUGGCUCAGAGCUGAGAAAGCUGUUUGCGUGACAGUGUGUGUGGAAGCUGGGAAUGUCCUGUCAGGUUGUAAUGUGACGACUGAUGCUCUGGGACUCUGAGGUUUCUGUAUUAUUUGUUCCAGUGAAGGGAACCCUGUGAUUCUGUUACAAAAAAACAACAGAAACAAACUCACCCAAUCACCAGAUACCCGAAUACCUCCACACUUCUAUUCAACUGACUAUUCAACCAAUUUCUUUGCUUUCCUCCCCCCCCUUAACUUUUCCUGCACCACCAGACGAAUUUCGAGUCAUAUUUCUGAGGUCGCAGUUAGGUCAUCCAACUCCAGUCGUUCAGAUCUCAACUUCCCUCUGUCAUCUCUGUCGUCCCCGGAGAGCUCCGUCCCUCGGCCCCUCCUCUUCAUCACUUACAUCCUCCCCACAGACCAUAGUUCAUAAAUUUAACAUGUUUUCAUGAUUUUGUGACUGGGACCCAGUUCUACCUCUCUAGUAAAUCCAUUCUUCCAGCCUCAUCUUUUUCCAACUGCCUAUCUAAAGUAAAAUCUUGGUUCACUUCAAACUUAAUGACGAUAAAACUGAAAUUCUCCCCGUUGGUAUGAAAUCUAAAUGAUCAAAAGCUAACAAAAUCUCUCUCACCAUCAACAACUCCUACAGGUUCCUCUCCCCUCAGGUUAAGAGUCUGGGUGUCAUCCUAGACAGCACAUUAUCUUUCCAAUCUCAUGUUAAUAAUCUUGCAUAUUUCCAUCUCUGGAACAUAAAUCGCCUUCGCACUUCCCUUUACCCUGAUACUGCAUCUGUAUCAGAUGCAAAGGAAAAAACACCUGAUAUAGUCAUUGCAAUAUCGGUUAUUAUCAAAAGGUUUUCUAGUAUUUAGCAGCCCUAGAUCAACUAUGUUCAUUUUUACUUGUUUCUUCUAUUUUUUAUUGUCUUUGCUUUUAUUGUAAAGUAAAAAUAUAUUAUUAUUAUCUUGGUUUA
This is a messenger RNA of Xiphophorus hellerii (green swordtail), 3540 nucleotides long. RefSeq names its product von Willebrand factor A domain-containing protein 5A-like. The transcript is spliced from 21 exons. Bases 259 to 2667 code for a protein of 802 amino acids. Lineage: Eukaryota; Metazoa; Chordata; Actinopteri; Cyprinodontiformes; Poeciliidae. The record is from RefSeq and is a predicted model, not a curated record.